GAGAGGCAGGGCGGUCGGUGAUUCUUGAUGACACAACUUUGACAACAAAUGCCGCUACCCUCGCCAGCGAUAUACUAGGAACAAUGCGUCAGUCUGAAGCUCGGGAGCCUACAGUUGUGAGGGAAAAUUUGACACAUCGCAGGUUCCGCGCACACGGUCCGGCUCUAAACAUGAAAGACGACACUGCCGCUGUAGGCACGGCGGCAAAGGUUGCAUGUAAGACUUUAGUCAAAGAAACAAGAUCGUUAGAUCCGGGUUUGCGGAGAUCUCGCGAAUCUGUGGGUGGACCAAGAUCCAGAGCCACACGAUGAUGAAAGACUCAGGCCGGCGGUGGACACAUCAAGCGUCAGACAUUGGAGCGCCUGUCGUUGACGCGUCGAACACAGCUAUCGUCAAAGGUGCGUCGCGACGGGCCUGUCCAGCAUUUUGCACAAUUUCAUUAUAGGUAGGUCGGCGAGUCGAUGUGGCGGCUCCUGACGAAUUCAAAUUUCACAAGACGCGUUUGACAAUGCAUGAGGGAUAUUGAUGUGCUUGCGCGCCUAGGAAAAGGUACCAGUGCACAGAAGAUUGACUUGCGUUUGUCAGGGCACACCGCAACUCGGCUCCA
Molecule: messenger RNA, 607 nt
Organism: Postia placenta MAD-698-R-SB12
Lineage: Eukaryota; Fungi; Basidiomycota; Agaricomycetes; Polyporales; Adustoporiaceae
Exons: 3
Coding region: 84-311 (75 amino acids)
Source: RefSeq, a predicted model, not a curated record